Messenger RNA from Rana temporaria (common frog), 4513 nucleotides. It is a transcript of the gene EPHB3, whose product is annotated as EPH receptor B3. The coding region runs from base 462 to 3407 and encodes 981 amino acids. Lineage: Eukaryota; Metazoa; Chordata; Amphibia; Anura; Ranidae. The transcript is spliced from 16 exons. Gene Ontology annotation, cellular component: plasma membrane; neuron projection. The record is from RefSeq and is a predicted model, not a curated record. Gene Ontology annotation, molecular function: ATP binding; transmembrane-ephrin receptor activity; protein binding. Gene Ontology annotation, biological process: axon guidance; protein phosphorylation; cell surface receptor protein tyrosine kinase signaling pathway.
GUGAAGCCUCCGCUGAUAGCCGACUAGCAAUAGGAGAGGGGGACUGCUGACAGGGCAUGUAGGCGGAGCCCGCCCCGUGAUUGACGCGCCCCCUCCCCCAGACUGAGCUGUGGCUGCAGUGCGGGAUUCGCCAGUGUGAGGUCGGGAGUUACCCGAGUACACCCGCGGGGGGGUCCACGAGACUGUAAACACCCGCGGGGGGCCGAAGUGGCACGAGUGUACCCCGGGGAACCUAUAGUCUGCCGGAUACACCCGCCGGGGGGGAGGACAAAGAGAGCCGUGCACACCCGCGGGCUACAGCCGGGAGGACACAUCGGGGAGGACUUGUCUGGGAGCACAUCGGAUCUACACAGCGACCACUAGGGAACACCUACCGGAGUGUGCCGGCAUCUACACCCGAUCCAGAGAGGUGGACCGCGCUCCCCUUGGAUGAGAGGGUGAUCUGAGGUUAUAGCGGAGUGAUGUUUGCGGGACACCCAGACAUGAUCGGCCUCAGCAUGGUGAUGUGGCUGCUGGCGGGGGUUACAGGACUGGAAGAGACUCUGCUGGACACGCGAUGGGCAACAUCUGAGCUGGCUUGGGUUGUACAUCCAGAAUCCGGAUGGGAAGAAGUGAGUGGCUAUGACGAUGCAUCAAACCCCAUACGGACUUAUCAGGUGUGUAAUGUGCAGCAGAUAAGUCAAAACAAUUGGCUUCGGACGCAGUUUAUCCCAAGGAAGGAUGUACAGCGUGUCUAUGUGGAGUUGAAGUUUACUGUACGAGACUGUAAUAGCCUUCCAAACAUUCCAGGAUCCUGCAAAGAAACUUUUAAUUUAUUUUACUAUGAAUCUGACACUGAUUCGGCAUCAGCUGACAGUCCCGUUUGGAUGGAGAAUCCGUAUGUUAAAGUGGAUACCAUUGCACCCGAUGAGAGUUUCUCAAGUCGUGACUCAGCUCGUGUUAACACCAAAGUUCGAAGUUUUGGCCCACUGUCCCGUGCUGGCUUUUAUUUGGCAUUUCAGGAUUUGGGGGCUUGUGUUUCUUUAAUCUCGGUACGUGUUUUCUACAAGAAGUGUCCACGCACAGUAGCUGGAUUUGCAAGUUUUCCAGAGACCUUGACGGGCGCGGAGCCCACCUCACUGGUGAUUGCCCCUGGAGCUUGUGUGCCUAAUGCCGUGGAAGUUUCUGUCCCACUCAGGCUAUAUUGCAAUGGCGAUGGGGAAUGGAUGGUACCUGUAGGUGUUUGCACAUGUGCACCUGGUUAUGAGGCAGCUGCGAAGAACACACAGUGUCAAGCCUGCAGCCGAAGUACAUACAAGUCCAAGCAAGGAGACGGGCCCUGCCUUCCUUGUCCUUCUAACAGCCGAGCAAGUUCUUCUGCAACAACGAUCUGCGUCUGUGUUGCUGGAUUCUAUAGAGCUGAUGCAGAGUCCCCUGAAACGCCAUGCACAUCUGUUCCUUCAGCCCCACGACAUGUGAUUUCCAAUGUGAACGAGACAUCUGUUGUCCUUGAAUGGGGAGAACCUGCUGUUUUAGGUGGCCGUGAAGAUAUUUCGUAUAAUGUCAUCUGUAAAAAGUGCUCAGAUCGGAUGUGCAGCCGCUGUGAUGAUAAUGUGCAGUUUUGGCCUCGUCAGCUUGGGUUCACCCAGAGACUUGUCUCAGUCAGCCAUCUUCAGGCACAUACCAAGUACAGCUUUGAAAUCCAAGCUGUAAAUGGGGUGUCUAACAAGAGCCCCCAGCCUCCGAGUUACUACACUGUAAAUAUAACAACCAACCAGGCAGCCCCUUCAGCUGUUCCUACAGUACAGUCUCAUGACCGUUCAGCGGGUUCUUUAACUUUGUCCUGGGCUGCACCUGAGAGCCCCAACGGAAUCAUUUUGGAUUAUGAGAUAAAAUAUUACGCCAAAGGUCACAGUGGUGCAGGAAACACAGUGACAAGCCAGCGCACAAGUGUUCGUAUGGAGGGCUUGUUUCCAGACACUGUGUAUGUGGUACAAGUUCGAGCUCGUACAGUGGCUGGAUAUGGGGCAUACAGCGAGCCACGGGAGUUUCAGACCUUGCCAGAAGAUGGGGAUCGGAGCAGUCUUCAGGAGCAGGUCCCGAUGGUUGUUGGUUCUGUGACCGCUGGGCUGAUUUUUAUAAUUGCAGUUGUCGUUAUUGUAAUUGUGUGUUUCAGCAGAAAGCAUAGGAAUGACCCAGAAUCUGAAUAUACAGAAAAACUGCAACAAUACAUGGUUCCUGGCAUGAAGCUGUACAUUGAUCCAUUCACUUAUGAGGAUCCUAAUGAAGCUGUGCGAGAUUUUGCUAAAGAAAUUGACAUUUCGUGUGUGAAGAUUGAAGAAGUGAUUGGUGCAGGUGAGUUUGGGGAGGUUUGCCGUGGACGACUUAAACAGGCAGGACGCAGGGAGCAGCUGGUGGCAAUCAAGACUCUAAAAGCAGGCUAUACUGAACAGCAAAGACGUGACUUUCUGGGGGAAGCGAGCAUUAUGGGGCAGUUUGAUCAUCCAAACAUCAUACGGCUAGAGGGAGUUGUGACCAGGAGUCGUCCGGUGAUGAUCUUAACAGAGUUUAUGGAGAAUGGAGCCCUUGACUCCUUCCUAAGGAUGAAUGAUGGGCAGUUUACAGUUAUCCAGCUAGUGGGCAUACUGCGUGGCAUUGCAUCAGGAAUGAAGUAUCUAUCUGAGAUGAACUAUGUUCACCGUGAUCUAGCCGCCCGUAAUAUCCUGGUGAACAGCAAUCUCGUCUGUAAAGUGUCUGACUUUGGUCUGUCCAGGUUCUUGGAGAACAGCCGAUCUGACCCCACGUAUACCAGCUCUCUGGGAGGAAAGAUUCCGAUUCGCUGGACUGCUCCAGAAGCAAUCUCGUACAGAAAGUUCACAUCUGCUAGUGAUGUCUGGAGUUAUGGUAUUGUUAUGUGGGAAGUGAUGUCGUAUGGUGAAAGACCUUACUGGGACAUGUCAAAUCAAGAUGUAAUUAAUGCAGUGGAACAAGACUAUCGUUUGCCGCCUCCUAUGGAUUGCCCGUCUGCCCUGCACCAGCUCAUGCUUGACUGCUGGCUCCGCGAUCGCAACCUGAGGCCUAAGUUCUCACAGAUUGUUAGUUCUUUGGACAAGUUAAUACGCAAUGCCGCUAGUUUGAAAGUGACCAGCACAGCUCAUGCAGGUGUGUCCCAGCAGCUUUUAGACCGUACUGUGCCUGACUAUACAACGUUUCCUACUGUGGGUGACUGGUUGGAGGCGAUCAAGAUGGGCCAGUAUCAAGAGAACUUUCUGAGUGCUGGAUUCACCUCUUUUCACCUAGUGGCUCAAAUGACAGCUGAAGACUUGCUCCGAAUCGGGGUGACACUGGCUGGCCAUCAAAAGAAGCUUCUCCAUAGUGUCCAAGACAUGAGGCUGCAAAUGAGCCAAACUCUUCCAGUCCAGGUGUGAAGUUACAACACAGUGGGACCAAAUUCUUCAUAUUGAAGAAACAAUAUGGACUAGAUAGAGCUCUACGGCAGCUCAAAGGUGCACAAAAGUAAUCCUGGAUCGUGGUGGGGUUUUGAGUGGAGUCACAGUUCCUUUGCACAAAAGAACUCUCAGCCCUCUGCUUGCUGGAUACUUGCACUUCAUUUUGAUUUACUGCUAUGAGCAGGAAAGAUUUACGAUACGCCUCUGCUUCUCCACCAUGGGCGCACCAGUCUGAAUGGAUUUCUGUGUGAAUGAUGAUAAUGUGUGUGUAAAAAUUAGUAGUGUAAAUGACAAGAUUAUGGAGUGUAUGUGAUUUAUAAGCAAAGUAAAGUUAAGUAGAGGGAUCCAUUGAGAGUACAAGAAAGGCAAUAUAUUUUAAGUGUCUUCCACCUAGUACAAAAACCUCUAGGCCAAUAAUAAAGGUGCAGGGUUGCAGAGCUAGCUAUUUGUUUUAUUCUCUAUGUAUCACCAGAAUACAUUCAUAAUUCCCAAUUGCCCCUUUUCUUUUUAGUUUAUAUCUGCAUGCAGAGUAUUCAGUGCCAUCUCUCCAAUUACAGAAGCCUAGCUGUAGGAAGGCCCUUUCUAUGUGGGUCUAUGGAAGUUGGACAUAAGCCCAUUGAAGUUUGACAUAGGCCCAUUGUUGUUGUUCUAUUCCAAUUGGAAGUAGGCCCUGCUCUGCAACAAGGCAUUCUUAAAGGGCCAGAAGCAUUUCUUAUAGAUAAUGAGAUGGAUGCCUACAGAUUAGUCACUUCUGCUUUUAUCUUCUUUUUUCUUUUUUUUUAUUCUGUUUCACAGUCCCACUACCCAUUUUAUUUUCUCAUCUCAGAUGGUGUCUCCCCUUAAUCAAAAUCCACUGAGUCCUCCCCAUCCUAUAUUUAACUCCUGCUUCUGUUUAUCCAUUUUCCUGCUUCUGUUUUCCCUUGUUACCUCUCCCCCCUGCAACCAUUUUAUGCUCUUUAUUUUGUGAGUUUACUCUCACUUUCAGUGAUAAGGGGGUGUGUUUAGAGUGGAAAUUUCAUCAUAACUUUACAUUUUAUAAUUUUUUUUAAGAAAUACCUUUUUUCAAUUAAAUUAUUUAAGGAAAA